Molecule: messenger RNA, 1194 nt
Organism: Erigeron canadensis
Lineage: Eukaryota; Viridiplantae; Streptophyta; Magnoliopsida; Asterales; Asteraceae
Product: loricrin-like
Exons: 2
Coding region: 1-1194 (397 amino acids)
Source: RefSeq, a predicted model, not a curated record
AUGGACGCGGUGGUAAUUAUAACAGUAGUAAAGCCAACGGUGGUCGUGCGAGUGCCAACAACCACCCUGACGACGUACAAGGAAAAUGCACUUGCUGUGGUUACAACGAAAAAGGAUGGUGCAUCAGCAUUUGAAGUAGAUGAGAAAAAGAGACGCCCUAUUGAUGAAGCAGCUGGGAUAGUAGGGAGUGAAGAUCUUGAGGUAGCAGAUGGUCAUGAUUUCUCAAUUGCUGACAGCGGCGGAGUUGGAGGAAGUGUAGGAGGAGGUGGAAGUGGAGGCGGUGGCAGUCAUGGUGGCGGAAGUAGUGGAAGUGGAGGCUAUGGUGGUGGAAGUGGAGGGGGAAGCAAGGGAGGUGGCGGCAGUGGAAGUGGUGGUGGUAGCAAGGGAGGAGGAGGCAGUGGAAGUGGUGGUGGUGCCCAUGGAGGAGGUAGCAAAGGAGGUGGUAGUAGCGGCGGAGGGAGCGGAGGUAGUGGAGGUGGAGGAAGUAAAGGAGGUAGCGGUAGCGGUGGCGGGAGUAAAGGAGGUGGGGGAAGUGGAGGUGGUGGUGGACAUGGCGGGGGCAGCGGAGGAAGCAAAGGAGGAGGAAGUAGCGGGGGUGGAAGCCAUGGAGGUGGUAGCAAAGGAGGAGGAAGCAGUGGUAGUGGUGGUGGAAGCAAAGGAGGUGGUGGUAGUGGAGGUAGUGGUGGUGGAAGUAAGGGAGGUGGCAGUAGUGGAGGCGGAAGCAAAGGAGGCGGUGGUAGCGGAGGUGGUGGAAGCGGGGGAGGAAGCAAAGGAGGUGGUGGAAGCGGGGGAGGAAGCAAAGGAGGUGGUGGAAGCGGGGGCGGAAGCAAAGGAGGUGGUGGAAGCGGGGGCGGAAGCAAAGGAGGUGGUGGAAGCGGAGGCGGAAGCAAAGGAGGAGGUGGAAGCGGAGGCGGAAGCAAAGGAGGAGGUGGAAGCGGAGGAGGAGGAAGCGGUGGAAGUGGACACGGCGGGAGUGGCGGAGGUGGACAUGGCGGAAGUGGAGGCGGAGGACAUGGUGGAGGUAGCAAGGGUGGGGGCGGAAGUGGAGGAGGGGGGCACGGAGGUGGUAGCAGCGGAAGUGGUGGAGGUAACAAAGGUGGGGGCGGAAGUGGUGGUGGAGGAUAUGGUGGAGGUAGCGGUGGAUCUCGAGGAGGUGGUGGUGGAGGCGGCGGCAGCGGAGGUGGUCUAGAAUGA